Messenger RNA from Guillardia theta CCMP2712, 444 nucleotides. RefSeq lists its product as hypothetical. The transcript has 5 exons. Gene Ontology annotation, molecular function: glutathione disulfide oxidoreductase activity. Bases 13 to 375 code for a protein of 120 amino acids. NCBI's taxonomy places the organism in Eukaryota, Cryptophyceae, Pyrenomonadales, Geminigeraceae. The record is from RefSeq and is a predicted model, not a curated record. Gene Ontology annotation, cellular component: cytoplasm. Gene Ontology annotation, biological process: cellular response to oxidative stress.
GCGGCAUGGGCAAUGAUCUUGAUGGUUGCGGUGGGUCUUGCAGUCGUGCAAGGCAAGUCGGCAGAGGAUCACAUGAUGGACGCGAUCAAGCAGCAUAAAGUUCAGAUCUUCUCCAAGAGCUAUUGUCCCUACUGCAAGAAUGCCAAGUCCGUCUUUGAGAAGAUGGGGGUCGAGUAUCAUGCCGACGAGCUCGACCAGAUGUCUAACGGAGCUGAGAUCCAAGCUGAGCUCGCGAAGCUCACGGGGCAGAGAACCGUCCCCAACAUCUUCAUCGACGGGAAGCAUCUCGGGGGAAACGACGACUGCGUGAGGGCUAAGGAAUCUGGCAAGCUGGCUACGUUGCUCAAGGAUGCAGGCGUGAAGUUUGAGUUGUGAUGCGAGUUCUCCUCACUUGCCCGUCAGUGACAUGAUCGUGUCUUGAGCGAGAAUAAAAGUUCUCCCUAC